Messenger RNA from Hordeum vulgare subsp. vulgare (domesticated barley), 2334 nucleotides. RefSeq lists its product as uncharacterized. Gene Ontology annotation, molecular function: protein kinase activity; ATP binding. The transcript has 7 exons. The coding region runs from base 145 to 2334 and encodes 729 amino acids. Lineage: Eukaryota; Viridiplantae; Streptophyta; Magnoliopsida; Poales; Poaceae. Gene Ontology annotation, biological process: protein phosphorylation. The record is from RefSeq and is a predicted model, not a curated record.
UCUAUCUAGCUCUCCUGCCAGAUCCAAUCCAUGUGUGUUCUCACCACAGCUUCCUCUCCGCUUGAUCUGGACUUCAGCAACUCUUGCGAUACAGACGGUACAUCGAAGCUAGUCAUACAUAUAAGGAUAUAGAUAAAGAGUACUAUGGAGAGCAUGGCGAUACGACGUCCGCGGGUCUUUUCGCUGAGAUUCUUAAAAGCUAUUACAAAUAAUUUUUCCGAGGAACGUAUAAUUGGACAUGGUGCAACUGGAGUAGUUUAUAAGGGAGUACUUCAUAAUGGGGAAGUGAUUGCUGUGAAGAAACUUUACAACCGUUAUGAUUCAUCUGGGGAGAAGCUGGGUAAUGGCGAAGCACAAUUUCAUAAUGAGCUUAUGAAUCUGAUUGGGGUUCAACAUCAAAACAUUAUACAGUUAGUUGGGUACUGUUAUGAAACACACAAUGAAGUUACUGAGUGCAACGGAAAACUUGUAUUGGCUGCAAAGGAAGAAAGAAUUCUCUGCUUGGAAUACAUGCCGUGUGGAAGCCUCAAGGAUAAUCUUUCAGAUGUAUCAUGUGGACUUAAAUGGCAUGAACGUUACACCAUAAUUAAAGGAAUUUGUGAAGGGUUAAAGUACCUUCAUACAGGAUGUGGAAAUCCAAUUUACCAUCUGGACUUAAAACCCGAAAAUAUAUUGCUCAACAGGAAUAAGAUACCAAAAAUCGGCGAUUUUGGUAUAUCAAGACUCCCUGCAGCUGGUUCGAUGCAAACAUUUGUCACGCAAAAUAUUGCAGGAACACUUGGAUACAUGCCACCAGAAUACCUCUUUAUGAAGAAAAUCUCAUCCAAGUUUGACAUAUUCAGCUUGGGCGUCAUAAUUAUACAUGUAAUAGCUGGGCAAGAGGGCAACCAGAAUUAUCGAUAUAUGACUUCAGUAAAAUUCAUUGAGAACGUACAGGAAAACUGGGGAAAACGGCUGGAUGCAGCAGUUCCAUCGCAUACAUUAGAGCAAGUUAGGACAUGCGCCGAAAUAGCAUUAAGGUGUGUGGAGUUAGAGCGAGAGAAAAGGCCUAAUAUUACAGAGAUUGUCAAUGAACUGAAUAAGAUUGAUGUUGACGAAAGUUCAGAUACAGGCCAGAACACGGGGGAAGAAGAGCACACAACUCUGGAUAGACGGGUUGAGAUUGAUGCUAGUCUGAUCAUACCACCCUUAGAGGAAUCCUCGCGUUGCAUCAUAAAAGGUGGCCGUCUCCAUGAUUUUGUGUCUGAUACGAUCAAUUCAUCGUCAUCUGAAGACAACUUUCCCACUGUGGAUGGUAACGAGCAAGUCGACCUAAAGUCGUUAUUGGCUCGCUUGCUAGAUGACCUUCUAACAGGAAGGUCGUUAAAUACCGACGAUGGUCAUAUUCGUAUGAUUUCAGUGUUUGAAGCACAGCGAGCCCUUCAGUUGAUGUACCUCAGACAAUAUAACGCACCUAUUCAUGAGCCCUUCAGUCAUUUGGAGACACUGGACUUGCGAGGAACCAGUGUAAGAGAACUGUCAUCAUUCGUUAGUCGACUAAGAAACCUCAAGUGCCUGCGAGCCGAUGAGACCACGGGAGUACCAGGAAUAGGGAACCUGACAUCCCUAGAAGAGCUAAGGCUGGACUAUGUUGGCACCUCGGUAAACUUUGUUAUAGAGCUGGGCAAGCUGAAGAAACUGAGGGAGCUAGACAUUUGGAUACAAGAGCUUGACAAGAUCUCGAAUGAGGCAUUGCUAGAGUCCCUCCACAAUCUAGAUAACAUUGAGGUCCUACGACUGAUGAUUAGUUGGCGGGGUGAGGAGGCCAACUGGAACAUAUAUGAACCUCCUAGACAACUCCGUGAGUUGCGCCUAACUAUUAGUUUUCCUCGACUGCCAAAGUGGAUCAGUGUCUCAUCUGUUCCGAAUCUCUCGCACUUGUCUGUUGAUUUGAAGGUGGUCGAUCAGCAGGAUGUGGAUAUGCUUGGGCAUUUAUUAAAGCUCGUUAGUCUCGGCCUGCAGAUGCCAUCAGAUGUCUUCCUUAGCAUUAAGGGUGACAGUCUAUUCCCCAAGUUGAGGUCAUUUGACACGUCCUCACCAUUUAGGUUCCUACCUGGAGCUAUGCCAUCCUUGGAAUCUCUUCACUUCAAAGUAGACGUCCGGGCUUUGAAGCAUGCCGGCUUUGCUUUGAAUGACUUUGCUGCCUUGGGGAACCUCCUUCGACUUCAAAGUAUGGAAGUUGAAAUUAACUUCAGGGGUGCUCGUGAAGUGCACGUGGCAGGGACUGAGCAAGCAAUGAAGCGAGCCGUAGACAAUCAUCCCAACAAUCCCACCGCUAGUAUCAGGAGAACCUGA